AUGAGUACAACCGCGUCAAGUGCGACAAGCAGCAACCUCUUGCAGUUCCAGCAACGCAAAGGUGACGCUUUGUGAGUGCGAAUAGGUCAUUGCGGGCCCGCCAUGCACCAAUGCGUCAAGCCGCUGUAGACCAUCCAUGGUCAAGUGCAAGAGAUGAUGUCGGACAGGAGCUCCGUCCUACGCCUUGCGCUUACUUCAAUGGAGCGUUGACAUCCGCUUCUUCCCUCGCAACUCCUACGCAGGCUCAACCUCUACGUGCACGAUUACCUGAUCAAGCAUAAGCUCUACAGCGCAGGCUCUGCAUUAGCACGAGAAGCAGAUCUGUCGCCGACUGCCAAGGUUCCUAUUGAUGCUCCUCAGUCUCUACUGUACGAGUGGUGGGCAGUAUUUUGGGAUAUUCUAAGCGAGAGAGCCUCGCAAGCAGCGCGACCAUCAAGUUUUAAAGUCACAGACGCAUUAUUGUACACCCAAAGGGUGGGAGCAGGGCCCCUCACAAGUCAGUUGGCAUCGCAGCAUGCGGCAAGUAGUGCUCCUAGCCCACCUGCCGAAGGAACCGCGCAAAGGCGAAAUUCUCUCGCUGGUCGAGGUCGGGGAGGCUCUCCCCAGACCACGACGACAGCCAGAUUUGCGAAGGACAAAGCUGGGCCAAGCUCAGCAGCGGAUCGAAAGCAGACAGGGGAAGGGAUCUCAGCAAUCUCGAAAGGAAGUCAGGACACUUCCUCUUCUGGCACCAUCUCCGCCGCUGCAGCAAGCCCUGCCGUCAGCAGCCCGACCAUACCCAUAGGCUUCGGUGCUAACGAUCUCGCAGCACCAGGCCAGAGGAUGCCCCAGCAAAAUCUCGUGAUACGGGCCAUGGUGUCACUUGGAUGGGCCGGGCGACCGCCAGAAUCUUUGGUGCCGGAUGAAAAGUCUCGGCUGCAGCGUGAGAUGGCCCGACUUGCACCAAUGGAUGAUGCAAUGAGGCGCUCCAUCGGCAGUCAACAGAACGGGCCGGAACCAGACAUCAGUGCUCUGCGAGCCGCUGCCAAAGCCCAACAAGACGCUAAGCACGCACCUAUCACCACUAAGCGUCCGCGUCAAGUGCCGUUCUCGAUGCAUCAGCAAGGAGUGGGAGGCUCACCCUCGAGCGAGGCAGGACCCUCAGAUCUUCGGAAACAUCCUCCGCCAAAUCCGCAGCAGCGCAGCUAUGAUGCGCCACAGCAAGUACGCACGGCAAACCCACGAAGUCCCUCACCCUAUUUGGGCCGUACGCCAUCUCCGAUUUCGAUGCAGCAAAUGCCAAGCGUUGGAACUUUAGCCGAGGUGAGUGGCCCAUUCACGUUCUGCCACAACAGCAGAAGCGUGCGGCACGGCAGCUAGAACUCACGCUGUAAGUGGUUUCCGUUCUCCUUCACAGCAGGCGCGCGAUUUCGAACAACAGCAGGCGCUGGCCAGGAGCCUGCAGCAUCAGUCGAGGACCAUGAUGAAUUCAGCACCUCGGACGCCAGGCCCGCCACCACCAGAAGGUCCACCUUGGCAAUUUGGAGAUUUGCUUGGUGUCCCUCGCGAGCUUCACCUUCCCAGCCAUCCUCAAAGUCACGCCUCAGGCAGCGCCAUUAUGUCGAAAUCGGACUCGGCCUUUGAAAGAGCUACCGCCGACGCGCGAUCACAGCUAACGGCUCAAAUUCAAUCACUGCAGAAUCAGAGCCCCAAUGGUGUGCGGACACCAGGGACCGAGGCUCAAAUACAUCAACUUAGAAGGCUGCAAGGACGACUGGCACAGCAGAACACUUUCAGAAGUCCUACUAUGCCAGAAACACCUCCGCGCUCGGACAUUGUUGUCAAUGCGGCCCAUUUGCGAACGCCAGGCUCUUCCGGUACAUCUCAGUCCAACGCUUUCCACUUCAUAAGACCGCCGUACGACUCGAGUCCGUCGAACAUCCAUUUCGAGCCUCACGUGGCAGUCCCGCCCACAUAUCAUCAUCUUAACGGGAAUGACAAUGAACGAGGACAAUACCAAGGUAGUGGUGCGGCGAUGACCUCGUCAGCACCAAUGAGUGUGCCUGUCUUCUCAGGACAGCAGCAACAUCUCUCCAACCAUCCGAGCAUGCAAAACAUCGCUUCGAGUGGCUUUGCUCAUCAUGGCGAUCCUUUUGACGGUCUUGCCCCUCUGCUGGUGCAUCAGGAUCCGAAUUACGCCUCCAUCAGCGGCAUCGAUUUCUCUUUCGGUCAAGAUCCCCGGCCCUUGCCUCCGUGA
This is a messenger RNA of Ceraceosorus bombacis, 2236 nucleotides long. The record is from the annotation of a GenBank genome assembly. NCBI's taxonomy places the organism in Eukaryota, Fungi, Basidiomycota, Exobasidiomycetes, Ceraceosorales, Ceraceosoraceae.